GAAGUUCAUCAGUAUCGCACGCAUCCGGAGGUGAAGAAGAAGUCCGUCGGUUACUGGACAGGAUUGAAAAAAAUGCGCUGGUUGAUGCCGAUAGUGAUUUAGAGGUCGAAACGGAAGUACCUCCUUUGGAAAGUUUUGUUGGUUGGGAGGUUGUACGGCGGCUGAAACCAAAAGAGAAGAAGCGCCAAGAAGUUAUCAAUGGUUCGUAUUUCCUUCUGAAUAAAGAGUUUUAG
This is a messenger RNA of Gongylonema pulchrum, 233 nucleotides long. Lineage: Eukaryota; Metazoa; Nematoda; Chromadorea; Rhabditida; Gongylonematidae. The record is from the annotation of a GenBank genome assembly.